UAAUGUUCAUUGACAUCCAGCAGGCGGUGAUGGAUUGACAAGGGGAUUAAAGUGCAAAGGGAUGAUUCUGCUGGAUGAGAGAGAGAGAGACCAGAGUCGAUCAUCAAAGCUGCUCCUUUGGAUCAUUAAACAUCAAAUGUUGAGGCUCCAUCUACCAGCACCUGGAGAAAAUGCCAACCAAGGCAGUCGUUCAGUGCAUCUUCAAAGGUCACACGGAAGGUGAACUAACGCUAACACUGGGAGAGAUCAUUACAGUUACCAGUCAGGGCACUGGUGAUGGCUGGUUUGAAGGAAUCAACUCUAAUGGAGAGCAUGGACGCUUUCCUGGAAGAAACGUUGAGUUAUUCCAUGAGGAUGAAGCCUUGCCUGAAUAUGAGACAAUUUAUGAGGAGCCGGAUUACACCGAGAUCAAACCACUGAAUACUGACAACUGUUCAGUCUUUUCUGAAUUUCUGGAAUCAGAUUAUGAGCUAAUAUCCUUUGGGCUAGAGGAGGGGAAAGACAAUCUUGAACAAAUGUUAAAAAGCAACAGGAAGACAAGCAGAGUGUAUCAUUUCACAAAAACAGAAGCAGAACCCUUCAUCCUGGGAAAAACUGUGAAAACCACAACAAAAAUAGCAAUGAUCUUCAACGAGAACGGUGCAUCCUGGAUUUAUCCUAUUGUUCCGUUAGAAUGCACCGUAACCAAUCCACAGAUGGGAUCCAAAUAUUCUGGAAUGAAGAAAUAUAUUUCUUACCAAAUUACACCUAAUGACACCGAUAAAUCAGUGUAUCACCGAUACAAACAUUUUGACUGGCUGCACUGUCGACUGCUAGAGAAAUUUGGCUCAUUAAUCGCCAUCCCACUCCUGCCCGAGAAAGACAUCCCAUGGCGCUUCAGUGAUGAAUUUGUGCUGGGUCGAAUGGGUGGUUUACAGGCCUGGAUAAACCGCAUGUCUCGCCACCCUGUUGUCGCGCACAGUGACAUCUUCCAACAUUUUAUCAGAACCACAGACGUGAAAGAAUGGAAAAUUGGCAAACGAAUAGCAGAAAAAGAUGAAGCAGUUGGAGGAAUGAUCUUCGCUGAGGUUAUGGCAUCAUCAGAGUUCAGGCUGCUGGAUGGCGAAGAAACAGAAAUGUUUCUGACCUUCGUAAAAUGUUUGGGAGAAAGUAUUAAAAACCUCACAACAGUGGUGGAGGAACACUGGAUACGGAACACUGGAACAGUGAAAUCCGAAUACCACAAAAUUGGAAAAAGUUUUCUGGAUUUCUCAGCAUCCUUUGCUAAAAGCAAAUACCAUGAGAAAGAUUCAAUUACAAGUGCAUUAGCUUUCGCUGGAAAAACAUACAACGACAUUGGGGAUCUUUAUUCCGAUCAGCCAAAGGAAAAUGUGCACUACUUGCUUGAGAUUAGUAAACAGUACAAAGGGCUGCUGUCAUGUUACCCUGAUAUAAUAAAUGUCCUCAAGGGAGCAAUAGAAAAAGCUCAUGAAUAUGAAAAGCUCGCUCAGACCAACAAAGUUACACUCAAAGAGAAGGAAGCUGUAGUUUACAAGGCUGGAAUAGUGUCUUCUGCGAUACAAGCUGAAAUGAAUCAUUUUAACAUGGAGCUCAGUAACGACUACAAAGAGACGUUUCGACAUUUUCUCUAUGAACAGGUUCAGAUGUACAACAAGAUCACAGAUAAGCUGAGGGAAGCAUAUGCUCGGUUUGAAUUCUAGCAACGCCUGCAAAAGACUUCAUUAAAAAAUCUCCAAAAAUGCUGUACUUAUAGAUCAUGCUGUUUUAUAGUCGAAUGGUAAACAAAAUAAUUGUAAAAGCCAGCUUGAAAUUAGUUAUUAAUGUUGCUUUAAUAUUGAGUAAUUUUUUUCUGAAUUUCUUUUCUUCUAUACAUUAUUCCAGAAAAAUUAAGGUAUAUUAUAUGCACCCUUGGCACUGAGCAGAGCUCACUCAAUAUUUCUAGUGAGGAAGAUAAACAUAGCAGAUGAGUCAUCUUUUAUCUCUUACCAUUUACCACGCAGAGGCUCCGGCCUUCUCCAUAUCCCCACCCCCCUCAC
Callorhinchus milii (elephant shark) is the source of this 2036-nucleotide messenger RNA. Its product is annotated as sorting nexin-9. Gene Ontology annotation, molecular function: phosphatidylinositol binding; protein binding. Gene Ontology annotation, cellular component: plasma membrane; cytoplasmic vesicle. The transcript is spliced from 18 exons. Bases 171 to 1700 code for a protein of 509 amino acids. The record is from RefSeq and is a predicted model, not a curated record. NCBI's taxonomy places the organism in Eukaryota, Metazoa, Chordata, Chondrichthyes, Chimaeriformes, Callorhinchidae. Gene Ontology annotation, biological process: plasma membrane tubulation; endocytosis; endosomal transport.